UUCAUCCUCGUAGAGGAUUCCAAGCCGCUUGAACUAAGCACCUAUUUUCUCUCUCUAAUUUUCUCUCUCUUAAGAAGAAGGAAGAAGAAGAAGAAACAGCUACCGAUCAAUCAAUCGAAGCCCUAAUUGUGUCGGCACAGCUUGUGAAUUGUUGCGAAUUUGUGGAAACAAAGACGAUGAUAGUUGGUCAAAACGUGGUUGCUGAAACGGAGAUCUAUUGCCAACAGAACUCGAUCUCUGUUCUCGAUGUUCAGUACAUCUGCGUUCCCAAGGCUACAUCUUCUCCGAUCGAACAUCAGUUUCUCGAAGUUUCUACUACUUUGUCACCUAAGCAGAGGUUGAAUCUCACCCACGAAUUUCAAUCACCUGACCUUGUUUCUCUUCAAAUCUCUGCGCCUCAAACGGUUCAGAUCAGCGAAAAUAAUGUUCAGAGUACAAUUAUGGAGCCAACCUCCACAACGUUUCUUCCAAGCAUUUGUUCUGGCAGUCACACAGAUAUUGGAUCUCGAGCAUCGAAUGAAGAUGAACACAUUCGAAUCGACGAUCUUUCUUCUCACAUGGGCUAUCUUUUUGGCUGCAAGCUUCCAAGUUCAUUCUACGCAGUGUUUGAUGGACAUGGAGGCUCAAAUGCAGCUACUUAUCUGAAGAACAAUUCCAUCAAGAUUUUCUUCGAGGAUAUGGACAUGCCGCAAACAUCUGAAAUUGAUGAACUUUUCCUGAAAAAGUUAGAAGUAUGUCAUCAGAAGGCCUUUCUAUCAGCUGAUCGAGCUUUAUCAGACGAACAAAUUUCUCCUUCUUCAUGUGGAACAACUGCUUUAACUGCCCUAAUCCUCGGCAGGCUUCUAAUGGUCGCGAAUGCUGGUGACAGCCGAGCUGUCCUCUGCAGAAAAGGUUUGGCUGUCCAGCUGUCGCAAGAUCAUAGGCCAGAUUAUUUGCCAGAGCGGAAAAGAGUGGAGGAUUUAGGCGGGUUUAUUGAAUAUGGUUACCUCAAUGGAGAACUCGCGGUUACUCGCGCUCUGGGCGAUUGGUACUUGAAAGCCCCGUUUGUAUCUUCAUCGUCACCACUUACAGCCGAGCCUGAAAUUCAACAGAUCGUGUUGAGGGAGGAUGAAGACGAGUUUCUAAUCAUUGCCUGCGAUGGAAUUUGGGACGUAUUGUCGAGUCAGGAUGCUGUCAGUUUGGUUCGACUUUCGCUAAGGAGGCAUGGAGAUCCGACGAGGUGUGCUCAAGAAUUAGUGAAGGAAGCAAUAAGGGUUAAUGCUGGAGAUAAUCUGACAGCGAUUGUCGUCUGUUUCUCUCUCCCGGUUCGUUCUGAGAGGCCGAGAUUCAGAUUCUGUGUUUCGGAAGAAUCUAGGAAUAAGUUGAGGGACUUGCUAGAAGGUAAGUAACUAAAUUGAUGUUAUAGAUGCAAAUUGCAAUGGAUUUAUAACCAAUGAUUAAUGAGCAAGUGUACAUACACCAUUGCUUUCUUGUUAUUGGGGGUGAGGGGGGUAUUUCGAGUUCGAAUUUGGAAAGAAACUUCUAAUCUGUUUUUGAGGCUGCUUCAGAUAUGGUAGAGAAAAGCAGCCAUUAAUUUUGUAUUCAGAAAGGAUGCUUUUAUUUUUUCUUAAAUCUUUUUUAUUGUAUGGAUUAUGUUCACUUUUUGCUGCCCAUCAAAACAAUAGUGUGUAUAUUUUCUUUCUCUUUUAUCAUAAAGUUGUUUGGUUUAGGUUA
This is a messenger RNA of Impatiens glandulifera, 1713 nucleotides long. Its product is annotated as probable protein phosphatase 2C 13. The transcript is spliced from 2 exons. Bases 177 to 1388 code for a protein of 403 amino acids. NCBI's taxonomy places the organism in Eukaryota, Viridiplantae, Streptophyta, Magnoliopsida, Ericales, Balsaminaceae. Gene Ontology annotation, biological process: protein dephosphorylation. The record is from RefSeq and is a predicted model, not a curated record. Gene Ontology annotation, molecular function: protein serine/threonine phosphatase activity; cation binding.